AUUCUUCCUUAGCUUCAAGAAAAACCCUUCAAAGUUCCAUUGGUUUCUUUUAAAUUUCUGUAUUAACCCUUUUGAAAAAAUGUUUAAAGGCAACAAAUUUGACUCUUUUUUAUAUCUUUUCUUUUCUUUUUUACAUGUUAAAGGAUACAGCUUGAAUCACUACUUCCGUGUCUGAACCGCUUUUGCGGGUAAGAAAAAGCCUUCAUUCCCUCUUCCUAUCGCUUCAUUCCUUUCCUUUCCUUUCCUUUCCUUUCCACUUUCUCUUACCCUCUUCCCCUCUUCUCAAUCCAAUUCCAUAACCAUGUCUUCUCCAAGCAAGCGACGUGAAAUGGAUUUGAUGAAACUGAUGAUGAGUGAUUACAAGGUGGAAACAAUCAAUGAUAGCAUGCAAGAGUUUUAUGUGGACUUCCAUGGACCUAAAGACAGUCUUUACCAAGGUGGUGUUUGGAGAAUUAGGGUUGAGUUGCCAGAUGCUUAUCCUUACAAGUCACCUUCAAUUGGCUUUGUCAACAAAAUUUAUCAUCCAAAUGUUGAUGAAAUGUCGGGCUCAGUUUGUUUGGAUGUUAUCAACCAGACAUGGAGCCCUAUGUUUGACCUUGUAAAUGUUUUCGAAGUGUUUCUUCCACAACUUCUCCUGUAUCCGAACCCUUCGGAUCCGUUGAACGGAGAAGCUGCUGCAGUAAUGAUGCGCGACCGCACUGCAUAUGAGCAAAGAGUAAAAGAAUACUGUGAGAAAUAUGCAAAGCCAGAAGACAUCGGUGCUGUUCCUGAGGAGAAAUCUAGUGAUGAGGAGCUGAGUGAAGAUGAUUAUUCCUCAGGUGAUGAGGCCAUGGCAGGUCAAGCUGAUGCUUGACUUUAAUGGAAAAACAAACAUCAACCCUCCUCUUCUGCUAUGUUCUUUGUAAAUGAUUGAACAAAAAAAAAAAAAAAAAAAACUCAGUAACCAUCAAAAAUUGAAAGCUAUGGAGAAGGUUCCUAGGCUCUACUGUCUUUUAUUUUCAGGAUGGUUGUGUACAUUAAUCAAAACUAUGAUAUAAUGUUUCAUGUAAUUGUCAUUUAUCAAUCAAUCUAUAAUCCAACAGAUCAGAUACAUUUCUGAA
This is a messenger RNA of Cucumis melo (muskmelon), 1100 nucleotides long. RefSeq names its product ubiquitin-conjugating enzyme E2 4-like. Gene Ontology annotation, cellular component: nucleus. The transcript is spliced from 6 exons. The record is from RefSeq and is a predicted model, not a curated record. Gene Ontology annotation, biological process: ubiquitin-dependent protein catabolic process; protein polyubiquitination. NCBI's taxonomy places the organism in Eukaryota, Viridiplantae, Streptophyta, Magnoliopsida, Cucurbitales, Cucurbitaceae. The coding region runs from base 302 to 853 and encodes 183 amino acids. Gene Ontology annotation, molecular function: ubiquitin conjugating enzyme activity.